AUGUUGGAUGAGUCACUUGACUCUCUGAUACCAGGCUUAAGGAGGAGAAGUGGCAUUUCGGAGUUUGAAACAAAGACCAAAAAUGGGAGAGCAUUUCUGGUUGCUAGUCUUUAUGGCUUCAGUAAUAAUAAAAAAGUAGAAGGAUACGAUGCUGCGGUUUAUGCAGUCUCCUCCGGGCUACAAAUUCUUGUGACCAACGCUGUAGGAACAAGAAGGCCAGUAACCUGCUUGCAAGCUGCAGUCUCCGAACACAGGAUCAUGGCCACCCUGAAUGCAGGUCGUGAAUGCAAGGAGUACGAGGUUAGAGCAGUACUUGAAAAAGGCACAUUUGCUCAUUAUCCUGCUGUUCGGUUGAUGGUUGACUUCCUCAAGGUUCCUCCAUAUUUGAAGUGCAUAGGAAAAGAGCUUUUUACACUGGUCCCUGGAAUUGCUUUCAUGAUGGGCUUAUCACAGAAAGAAGAGAGAAACCCCCCUCAACAGAUGGAGCUGAUAGUGGGUCAGAAUUAUCCACAAGCCUAUCUUUUGGUCAUAAGGUUGCCAAAUGAGGUCAUCUAUGCUACAAAUAGUAUUGUUCCAGCGAUUCAGAAGAUAGAGCCAUUCAGUCUUCAGGCUCUGAAUGGCAUUUGCUCAGUAAAUGGUAAAACAAUUACAACCUUCAAUAAAGAAGAAAUAAGGAAUGUGAUGCCUGAAAACUGUUUCCAGAUCUUGGUCAAGGAUUGUAAGCAAGACAGCAAGUUCCUGGUGAUGAUGAAAGAGCAGUCUGAGAAUCCAGAGUAUAGAGAAGUCAUGGUCAUGUUUGGCAGCAUGAACAUUCACUUACGGGUCCACGGUGAAAAGCUCGAUGUGACAGAUAAUGCUGGUAAAAUUAAGUCAUUCCCACACAAAGUCAGAACGGAAACAGGAGCUGACUCAACCAUUGAAAUCGAUCUGAAAAAAAAUAAGGAGCUUGUACUUCUUGCUCACGAAUAUGGACUUGAAAAAUUAACCUAUGAUGGAGUGAAGAUCAAGGUUGAGGUCAAUGACGAGAUGAGAGGAGCCUUAUGUGGUCUCUGUGGGAAAUUUGAUGAUGAAACAUUAAAAAAAUACUUAACACCAACUGGCUACUCAGCUAAAAAUGAAAAGAGUUUCGUCCUGUCUUGGGUGUCCCCUGCUGUUAAUACAUCUGUCGAAGCUUGCAAACUACAACAUGAAUUCGUGGAAGACAGCACAAAAGAACAGUCAAAAUGCCGUACAGAUAUGCCUGUGUUGCGCUGUGGCACAAAUUGCACGGCCUCUAAAACCGAAGACACUACUGUUGACUUCCACUGCAGGUCAUCUGAUUCCACUGAGAUUUUGAGGCUUGAACACCGGACUGUUCAAUACCACACGGCAUGCUCGUGUGAAUGA
Messenger RNA from Hemicordylus capensis (graceful crag lizard), 1386 nucleotides. RefSeq names its product vitellogenin-2-like. Gene Ontology annotation, molecular function: lipid carrier activity. Bases 1 to 1386 code for a protein of 461 amino acids. The record is from RefSeq and is a predicted model, not a curated record. Gene Ontology annotation, biological process: lipid transport. Lineage: Eukaryota; Metazoa; Chordata; Lepidosauria; Squamata; Cordylidae. The transcript is spliced from 11 exons.